Molecule: messenger RNA, 3881 nt
Organism: Homalodisca vitripennis (glassy-winged sharpshooter)
Lineage: Eukaryota; Metazoa; Arthropoda; Insecta; Hemiptera; Cicadellidae
Product: probable RNA-binding protein 19
Molecular function (GO): RNA binding
Source: RefSeq, a predicted model, not a curated record
UGUUUGUGUUACGCAUUUGUUGUGGAUUGAGGUUAGGUUUAUCGUAACGCUUUACCUUGUAGUACAUGUACAUGUGCUACUAGAUUACUUUCUUUUAAAAGUGCAGCGAUCAGUACUAUAUUUCCCAUCAUGUCAAGGUUAAUUAUAAAGAACCUUCCGAACACGAUAACGUCUGAAAAACUGAAAGAACGCUUCUCCACACAGGGUGUCGUGACAGAUAUCCAACUGAAGUAUACGUCCAGUGGGAAAUUCCGUCACUUUGGCUUCAUCGGUUUCCAGACACCUGAAGAAGCCGAAAGAGCUGUCAACUAUUUCAAUAAUACAUUUAUAAAUCAGUCGAAAAUCAUUGUCGAACACUGUGCAGAGUUAGGUGAUGCGAGUAAGCCCAAAGCCUGGAGCAAAUAUGCACCUGACAGUUCAGCUUAUAAAAAACUUCACCCCAGCGAAGACAAGGUUAAACCUUCAUCUGACAAAGAUUUGGUUGUCAAAGAAAAGAAAAAGGACAAAAAAGAUACAAUUGAUCCAUCAAUCGCAGACAAAUUGAAAAAGCACAAAGAUGAUCCGAUGUUCCUGGAGUUUAUGGAGGCCCACACGAAGGAGGGAGGAGCGUUGGGCAGUGACGCCUUGAAACUAUUAACUGAAGACAAGGAUUCUGGCGUGGACGAAGAAGCCAGUGAAGAUAGCGAGGCAAAAGAAAGUGAAGAAGUUGAGGAGAAAAAGUCAUCAGCCUUUGCGGCAAUUUCAGAUUUGGAGUAUUUAAAACUGAAGAAAAAAUCAGCAAAAAUAGAAAAAGAAGAUGAAGAUGAGAAGAAGCCUGAAGUGAAACCACUAGAAGAGAAAGAAGAUAGCAAACAUUUUACAGUAAAAAUAACCAAUCUGGGGUUUAAAACAAAAAAGAAGGAUUUGAAAGACUUUUUCCGUCCACUGAAAGCAGUGGGUAUUAGAAUCCCUCCUAAAUCAGCAGGGUUUGCCUACAUCAGCUUCAAAAGCUCAAAGGAAAUGAGGAAGGCGUUAAAUAAAAACAAAAGUUUUCUGAAAGGAAAACAAGUUGGUGUGAAAGAAUAUAGUGGAAAAGAAGAUGAAAACCAAAAAGUUUCAGAAACGAAAAAUGAGAAACAAAAAAGGUGGAAGGAACAAGAAGCCGCACUGAUGCAGGAGGAGAGUAUAGCCGAGUCUGGCAGCAUAUUCGUGCGGAACCUCGCAUAUACCAUAUCGGAGGAAGAGUUGACUGCACAUUUUGCUACAUUCGGUCCCCUGGCCGAUGUCACGAUGCCUGUGGACAGAGAGAGCCGCAAGAUGAAGGGGUUUGCGACAGUAACAUAUGUCAUGCCAGAACACGCUGUAGCCGCCUACACCAAACUGGAUGGUUCCGUGUUCCAUGGACGCAUGCUACACCUGCUCCCUGCAAAGACAAAGGCUUCAGCUGACAAAGAAGAGGACGAAGACAAAAACUUCAAGGAUAAGAAAAAGGAUAAACAGAAAGCCGCUGCAGGACAAAGUCACAACUGGAAUACACUCUUUUUGGGCCAAAACGCAGUUGUUGAUAUAAUAGCUGACAAGUACAAGCUUUCCAAGCAAGAGGUACUGACAGGUUCUGCGGUUGCUGUAAGAUUGGCGCUGGCGGAGACACAAAUGGUCUCAGACACACGGAAGUUCCUGGAAAACAAUGGAGUUUCGUUGGAUGCCUUCAAUCAGGCCCCCAAAGUGCGAUCGAAGACUGUGAUACUUGUGAAGAAUUUGCCAGCAAAAACCACAGCCAGUGAAAUCAGAGAGAUUUUCUGCAAGUUUGGUGAACUGGGGAGGAUACUGCUGCCUCCCAGUGGAGUUACUGCGAUUGUAGAGUUUUUAGAGCCAUCGGAGGCCAAGAAGUCUUUCCACUCUCUGGCCUACACCAGAUUCAAGAAUCUGCCUCUGUACCUGGAGUGGGCCCCAGAUGACACAUUCACCGAUAAAGGAAAUAUAAAGAACCCUGAUAAAAUGGAAGAAGAUAAUGAUGAUAAACAAAAAGAAGAUGAAAAAGAGGGAGAAAAUAAGGGUGAAAAUGAGGAUGAAGAUGAAAUUGAACCCGAGCCUGACACUGUGCUUUAUAUUAAGAAUCUCAACUUCAACACAACAGAGGAGAGCAUUAAAAAGCACUUCAGCAAGUGUGGCCGAGUAGCGAGUGUGACGAUUGCACGCAAGAAGGAUCCCUCGCGACCGGGUGAGCUCCUCAGCAUGGGGUUCGGCUUUGUACAGAUGACACGUCAGGCUGAGGUGAACCGUGCGCUGAAACAACUGCAACACUCCACACUCGAUGAUCACCAGCUGGAACUCAAACGCUCAAAUCGCACAUUGCAAGAGAGUGCAGAUGCUAAUAGAAAGAAGAGUAAUGUGGAGAAACAAACCGGGACUAAGAUCUUGGUGAGGAACAUUCCCUUCCAGGCUACACAGAAAGAGGUCCAGCAACUGUUCGAGACGUUUGGAGAGAUCAAAGCGCUGAGACUGCCUCGGAAGAUGGUCGGCACAGGGCCUCAUAGAGGAUUUGCAUUUGUGGAGUUCCACACCAAACACGAUGCGAAGAGAGCAAUGCAGGCAUUGUGCCAGAGCACCCAUUUGUUCGGGCGCAGGCUGGUGCUGGAGUGGGCGCAGCAGGAAGAAACAGUUGAACAGCUCCGCAAGCGGACAGCAGACAACUUCCGUCCAGAAAAAUCUCAGAGAAGCAAGAAGAGCAAAGCGGACCUGGAAAUUGAAAACAAUGAAGAUGAUGAGUGAAAUGAGAUGUUUGCACGAAAGGAUUUAUUGGUUUGAAACAUACUCAAGAAGUCAUGGAUGAAGAUUACAAAAUUGCUAAUGAGAGACUUAAGUGAACAUUAUGUACAUAAGUGUAAUUAUGUAAAUAGCAACUCUUUAAGUGCAGGAAUUCCAACACGCAAUAUUAUAAAUUUACUGUUGUUUUGGCUCGGCCUCAGGCCGUAAGUAGAUACUUUCAGACAUUUCUGUAAAUUCAUCUAAGAUAUCGCAAUUUAUCACAUAUAUGGUCAUGUUAACUUAACCCUCCAAGUGGUAAUUAAAUCACUUUAAAGUGCUGGGCUGUUUUGAAUCAAAAUGCAUGGUUUCUUAAGAUACAAAUAUACAUUCAAAGAUCAUGUGUUAUAUAUCAUUCUUUUCAGAAAAACAUGCUUUAGGAAAUAAAUAUAAUUCAAAACAAUUACCUUUUCUCUAAAAAAAAGUCUUGAUGAGUGGUACAACAUAUUUUUUCUUUUUGUUUUUUUUUAGAUGUUGUAGAGGUUGUAAAUGCGUUUUAAAACAUUAUUUUUCCUUCUACUCAAAGGCUUACAAAGUAGAGCCAGUGCGUAGAGAAAUCUCUCCUACGUUGUUAUACGAAAAUCACGGAAUAAUUAAAUAAACCGUUUUUACGGCAAUUUUAAAAAAAUGAACAUAUCGCACAGUGCAAUAGUAGCACUUGGAGGGUUAAAAGUUAUAUCUCUGGCCAUAUUUUGUAAAUUUAUAUUAUAACAAAUUCAAGUUUUGAAAUUUUAACCCUUUCACUACCAUCAUCCAGUUUUCUGGACAUCUGCAAAACUAAUUACAAAACGUAAUAAAAAACCACAUUAGAAGUUAUUUGAUGUGAGAAUCAUGUUUGGAAUCAAACACUUUAUAUUUAGAUAAUGCUUUUAUAGAAAUAAAUCCGCAUAUGUGUGUGCUCAUACAGUAAGGAGUACCAGUCCCCUUUUCACUCCUGCUAAAUGUUUGGAAUUCUGGCUUAAGAUGUUAAUAAUGUUAAAUAAACUGUACUUUUGUAGUGCUCUAGUUUUAUAAGUGUGUUUUAUAACUGCUCAAGACCGAGUAUGUUUUACAAAAAAUUACUUAUGUUUAUGUGAUUUACAAAUUGAUUCAAAAUA